Molecule: messenger RNA, 9614 nt
Organism: Coturnix japonica (Japanese quail)
Lineage: Eukaryota; Metazoa; Chordata; Aves; Galliformes; Phasianidae
Product: glypican-5-like
Biological process (GO): positive regulation of canonical Wnt signaling pathway; regulation of protein localization to membrane; cell migration
Cellular component (GO): plasma membrane; extracellular region; cell surface
Source: RefSeq, a predicted model, not a curated record
GCCCCUGCCACUCUCAGACGGCCCGCGCCCCGCAGCGGUGCGGCCCGGCCCGGUCGCUAGGUGCGAGAUGGCCGCCGGUGGGAGCCGAGGGCUGCUGCGGCUGUGGCUGCUGGCGGCGGCGGCGGGGCUGGCGGCGGGCAGGGCUCCUAGCUGCCAUGAAGUGCGGACAGCGUUCCAGCUGCAGCAGAUCGGGCCCCUCAAGCUGGUCCCCGACGUGCCCACGGCCGAGUCAGAUUUACAGAUCUGUCAAGAUAGAGCACCAACAUGCUGCACCAAAAAAAUGGAAGAGAGCUACCAGGCAGCUGUUCGAAGAGAGAGGAUGCAGAGUAUCCAGGCACUGAAUUUUGAACUGAAGUACAUGAUUGCUGGCCACACCACAGCUUUUCAAGAGGCCUUUGAGUCCUUCCUGCGCUUAGCUGAAAACCGCACAAGAUCUCUAUUUGAGACAGCUUACAGGCCUAUGGCAAAAGAAGCAGCAGAGCCAGUUAAGGAACUUUUUACAGACAUGUCCCUCUACAUCCUUGGUGCGGAGACUACAGUGGAAAAUGCAGUAUUACGUUUUUUUGACAGUCUUUUUCCUCUGGUGUAUAGUCGGCUAAUAAAUCCAGGAAUUACAGAUUUGUCAGAGGACUAUACUGAGUGUCUUCGGCUUACAAGACAAGACAUAAAUCCUUUUGGACGCUAUUCUAAAAACAUGGUUACAGAGCUGUUGAAAUCUCUUUGGGCAAGUAGGAUGCUCAGCCGGGCCCUCAGUCUGGGCACUGAAGUGAUAAAUAAUACUGAACACACUGCUCUCACCAAGGAGUGCAGUAGAGCUCUGGUGAGGAUGCAGUACUGCCCACAUUGCCAGGGCCUGACGCUAAUCAGACCCUGUGUUGGAUACUGUCUGAAUGUGAUGAGGGGCUGUUUGGCCAGCGUGUCAGAACUGGAUAUGCAAUGGAGGGAGUAUAUCUCUGCUCUGGAAUAUCUGACUAAUGAAAUGGCUUCCUCGCAUGAUCUGGAAAUGGCACUGACGGGAAUCUGGAACUCCAUCAAUGAAGCCAUCCUGCACGCACAGUUGAAUGGACCACAGCUUUCUGCUACAGUUGAUAAAGUGUGUGGAGAGCCCAAACAACGAGGAGGGAACUUGUCAUCAGGCCGUAUAAUGCCACUGAAGGAAGCAACUGAAGCCCAGACGCUUGUGUUGGCUCAUACUGGUCUGAACAGUAAAAGAAGUUCUCUGCCUCUGAAAGCUUCAAAGAAUGACAAAUCAAGAAGUUUGAAAAAAAUCUGUCGAGAAUUCAUCAGUUAUAUGAAGCGAUCCCGAACCUUUUAUGCUUCAAUAGCAGAAAGACUGUGUGAUGGAGAUCUGGUGAUGAGAGACAGCUCAACCUGCUGGAAUGGAGAAGAUGUUGUAGAGAGUUAUACCAGCAGAAUUGUUUCCAGUGGACUGAAGGCACAAAGUAAUAAUCCAGAACUGAAAGUCAGAGGACUAGACCCACUCAUCAGCAAUUUGAUUGAUAAACUUCAGAACUUUAAUCAACUGGUUGCUGAGAAGGCAAAGUUAAAACUGGAAAGAUGGACUUCCCAAGAUGCUGGCAGUGGGGGAGGAAGAAGUGAAGAGCUGGAGACAAGUGGGGACUGUGAUGAUGAGGAUGGCUGCCAAGGAUCUGGUGACAGGAUUCACACAGCAGAUAUACUCAAGGACAAGAAAACCCAUCCAGAAAACAGAAAUGAACCUAAACCGACUGUGAAAAAGAUUGUCACCACAACCACAACAAGCACUGUCAAGUCAUCCUCUAAGCACAGUGUAACUGGAAAUGGGAGCAGUGCAGUCCUGAGUUCCUCACUUGUUAUUUUAGCAGCACUAGCAGUUCUGUGGCCUUGUCCCCCGUAGCUAACCACUGAAAAAGCCUUUCUGUUCACUGUCAUGUAUACCUGCAGCCUUACACAGAGAAAACAAAGCAAAAUAACGAUAUGUUUUACUUGAUAUGUUAGAAUAACUAUUGAACAGUGUGCUGGAGUUGGCAGAUAGGAAGUGUCCUCACCUAGAGUGAAGAUAGCUUUUGACAAAGCCCAGCCAGAAUGCAGAGGAAAUGAUGACAGAAGUUCAAGUAGCUUAAGUUGUGGGAUAGAAAUAACUGAGAACAUGAGAGCUGUGUGUGUGUGUUACUGCUAUUCUGUUAUGUUCACCGGAAUCAGAUUGGCUGGGUUUUUUUAAAAUGUUUUUAUGGUAAAUUAAAGAAAUGGUCAGUCUUCGAGUUUAAGCCAAUACAUACAUCAUUUCUUCAAUGAGUGGCUGAUAGGCUACGUCUACAAUUGUAAAACGUGUUAAAGUAAAGUGCUUUGACCAGCUUGAUGAAAUCCCGGUGGUCAAGAUCAAAGCAUGUCUGAAACUUCUUUUAAGUGCUACUGUUUAGAUUGUAGGAAGCCACACAAAAGCAUACAGUGUGUUUAAUAUAUCGGUACAGUUGCCUUAACAAUUGAAACGUUAGAAACGCUUUGUUUACUGAGGGCAAUAUAGAUAGUGAGUUCCCCUGCCCCACAAAAUGGUACCACCAAAUGCUUGAACAUAUGCUCAAGGCUUAUGGGAUGAACGUCCAGCAAUGCAAAAUACAAGCAUAAUAGUAUUUCCACCCAUUUGGUAUCAGUGUGCAGGGGUGGGGAAAUCAUUAAGUUAAAAUUCACUUUGUCUACGUGUUGUUAAAGAGAAAAUAACUUACAUUCUCCAUAAAAGACUGAGAGAUGUAAGUUAAUGGGAACUCCCGUUAUACACAGCCAAGAUUUUGGGCACCAUGGAUCUCUGAAUUCAACUGUUUCAUAAACUCUGUAUUAUUAUUUAAUUACAUUUAAUGUUUAAAAUUUUCUAUCACUGUAGGUGUAAAUGUAAAAUAGUCAAGUCUAGAAUAUUCUCUAUUACAUCUCAUCUUGAUUUCUACCCUAGAAAAUGUCAGUUUUGCAUUAUAUUGCAAGGCUUCUUCUUUUUUUUUUUUUUUAAUCCAUCAUAUCUUGAUAUAUUUUAACUUUUCAAAUGAAAAUUUCUAGUGGGUUAAGUGUCAGUGUGUGUUUUCCAACAGUUAUGUUUACAGUACCAUUGAAUAUAUAUAUACAAGAACAACUGUAUGAAUACAGUGUUUAAUGAUAAACAUGUAAAACAUUAGGAUUUAUGUAUUUGCUGCAUUUCAUAACUGUUAUAAUAACUUAAUGGCCAUUUUCAUGUUGUAGGCUGUUACCGUGUACAGCUUUAUAAGACUGAACGUAAAAUGUUUAUCUUUGGUUUUUUUGUAGAGCAUCUCUUUUGAUCCUUAUUGUUACACAGCCACUGACAUCAUUCAGAAGAGCCCUACGACUUACUAAUCAGAUUCAGGCAUGAAUGAAAACCUUGAUUGUGAAGAACACCUUGAUUUAAAGAAGAUUGCAUGUGCCAGUGUUACUGGGUGCCAUUGUGUGUAAAGUGGCGAUAAUACAAGACAAUGCAAUACAUAACCAGACAAAGACUCACUAUGCUUCCCAUGUUUUCAGAUAGCAAUAGAGAACAUGUGUAAUUAUAUUUGCAGAGGUGGGGUCUUCAUUGUUUUGUUUUGUUUUUUAAUUGGGCUGUAAGUUUUCAGUGACAGACAUAAAAGUGUAAUGAGAACCAUCGACACACCCAGGUGUGAAGGAGUUGGCUCUAAAGUAAAAAAGGAUUUCUAAAAGUGUUCAGUAUUAACACAGAAACAAGGAGAUGAAAGAUUCAUGUGUUAGCAUGAAAUAUUUUCUAUUUUGUGCUCCUAUUUUUCAGUAUGGUGGGGUUAUUAAUAUCAUUCAGUAGGGCUUUCCAGUUUGUAUCAGUGUAAAUCAGGUUUCCUGAAGGUACAAAAAUGUCUGUCCAGUGCCUUCCAAAGUUUGUGAGCUGCUCCAGUCUACUGAGCCACAGUUACCAAUGUCGCAUUUUGCAUUCAUUUGCACUGCCCUUGAGAAAUGUGCACUUCCACCUGAGGAGAUGUACUGUGAAGGAGCACCAUUGCUCCUUACAGCCUUAAUGGAUCACUUGUGACUGGUACUAUUAAACAGCCUGGUCUCUGUGUACAUGCAGAAAUGUGCUUUUAGUGCAUACAUGCAUCACCAGCUCCUCGGGUAAUACUGAUCACUGUGACUUCACUGAAGCAGUAUGACAUUUUUCAUGAUUAUGAACAUGGUACCUUCUCACAUUUGAGAUCCCAAGUCAUCGUUCAGGCACACCUGUUGGCAUUUAGACCCAUCAGUAUUCCUGUGGAUAGGGAUAGGGUUUCAGGGUUAGUCUCUUAAAUUGCCACGUUCCAGCAAGGCAGCCUGGCCUUUUUAUUUCUCACUUGGAGAGUGGGAACUUGAAUACCUGGAACAUACAUGUCCUUUUGAGAUCUUUGUGCUUUUAGGGCAGGCCAGUGAUCCAGAUAUCCUCGUAUUGAGCUGUAGCAGGGCAAGCUGUACAUGUGGAAUAACUCACCCAGGGGAUUUUUUGUUCAUAGUAUCAUAGUAUCAUAGUCUCGUGCGGGUUGGAAGGGACCUUAGAGAUCAUCGAGUCCAACCACUGCGCCACCGGGGCACACUUUUUUUGUUCUUGAUAAAUUUCAUGACCUGGCUAAACAAAAACCUCUGAAAAACUAAGCAUUUGAAUUUUGGGUUUGGUCAGCAGGUUUUUCUAUAUUGGAGCAUCGAUUCUGUGAUUAUAUGAUUCUGUAAUCUCCUGUGCUCCUGUGAUGGAACUAGAACAAGUUCAAAUGGCAGGGCAAGGUUGGGCCAUUGAUUCAUAUUCUUAUUAGCCAGAGGACAGAGAGACUGCAGAGGAUUCAGCUGCUACCAAUGCAUUUCACAGUGAUGUACUUUUACUCUGUAAGAAGAUCGUGACAUAUGUUCAUAACGUUCCCCAGAAGUGGUGCAGCUUUUAAGAGCAAUGCAGUAUAUUUUUACUGAUGCUUUAUGAUUUUUAUUUUGUUUUUCCUCAGAAUCACAUGGAAAAGUAUUUUCCAUCAAACCAAAAACUGUACUAGCAAAGGAAAGACCAGCUGGACAGUCAGACAGGAAGUGUUCCUUUUUGGAUCAGUAAGAUGGAAUAAAUCUUAUUUUGAUUUCACAGAUACAUGUAAUUCUCAGUAAUUACGAAGGUCUAAAUUGAGAAUACUUUUGAACUUCUCUGUGUAAUCUUAAUGUAAAAUAACAUGCCAGUCUAAGACCAUUGCUAUAGUUUCACCUAACAGUUACGAAUUGUUUGCAGCCAAUGCUUUCUGGAUGUUUAUUGUUUAGCUGCGACCUUCUUUUAAUAUUUUACCAGUGUUGGAAAGUAACUGCUGUCAUGCAUGUGAGUAGAAUCAAUCUGUUUUUCUCCUGAUAGUGAUAUAUACUACUUAGCAAAUAAGGUGGAAUUGCUGUGGGCGUGCCGUCACUUCUCUGUGCUUGUUAUUUAGGCAACAUGUUCCAUCAGGUUCAUGUGGAAGGUCUGAGAAGUUCCUAUGUCACUGUUCUCCUUCAUGCCUAUGGGUGCAUCAAAGAGAAAAGCCAACACAGACGGACAAAAGCUGUGUAGGGCUGCAAUGUGCCAGUGCAUGACAACGUCCAGCUGUCUUUUCUGAGGCUCUGAGCCAAGCAUUCUCCUCUAGUUUUCAAGCAGUUUUUUUACACCUCCCUCAGUGAGAGCAUGGAGACUGGCCAGGCAAAGAGCAGCUGGAGAAUCUACAGACUGCAUUUUGAGGCAGCUUCACUGACACCUCCUAAGCACUUGCUUUGCAAUUUGCAUGCUCUCUGAAAAUUGGCAGCUCAUUUUCAACCUUGCAUUUUUUUCUGGUUUGCCUGUUGCAAAUGCUGUGCCCUGUCCUGGAGCAGAUCAGAUACUCGGUCAUUGUGUAAAGAACUGUGGUUCUGUUCUCUUGCUCAAUAAUAAACCUUCUGAGGUUCAGAUGUCUGUCAGAGCCUGGUAGAGCAAAAUAAUGUCCAGCUGCAUUUACUUCAGAGGCUCAGUGUAUGGGUAUCUGGCUAUGAGAUUCACAUCUCUUUGAUCUCUUAAGUCACAUGCCUAUUUAAUAUAUUCUUAUUUCCUUUUGUUACCAUGUAUGAUUAUGUUUCACUUUGAAUCUCUAAUGCUAUAUGCGUCCUAAUAUUGUCUUGAUGGAUGCUCUGUGCAGUCUACUUUUUAAUGUUAGAUGAGCCUUUUUGCCCAGAUUUACUGAGCCGUUCUUAUUCAGUGCUGCACACGAUUAGUUUUAAGCAAGACCUGUUUGAGUGAAAGAAGCUGAAGCACAUUAAAGUGAGAUACUGAGUAGGAAAUGAAUCCAGAAAGUCCUUGAGUUGCCGAAUGGGCCUCUCACAUUAAACAGAUCAUAAUGUUUAGCUAAAAUUAGAGUCAAGACUUCAUAACUGAUGUGUUCAAGAGAAUUUCAGCCCAGUUUUUAAGCUAUGCUUAAAAUGUGCUUUCUUCAUCUCUAUAUAGGGGUAAAGAUAGGUCUGUACGUAUAGGGAAAAUUUCCUCAAAUGUACCUUUCACAUUGAUAGCAUCAUGUCAGAAGUGCUUAUAUCACCGCUAGCCAAGAGCAUUCGAAACAUAUAUUUUUGUUUUUAGCUUUUCACUAAUCACAGUGCUUCUUUCAAUGGCAUAAGGGAUGAUGAUGAAAAGUGAGGUGUGACGAUGUUGCUAUAGCUGUGACAUGCCUCAUAUAUAAAGGAUGUGGUCAUGUCUUACACCUCUUGCCCCAUAAGACUGGAAUUAUUUUCUGGUUUGCACUAUCACUCUCUAAGGAGCUACAUUUGAAUUGUGCUAAAUAUUAAAUCAAUAUAUAUAUAUAUAUGCCAAGAGACUGUAAUAAGUAGAUAAAAAAACUCCGAAAAGUAUCCUGUACUUAAAACAGAGAAUGCUCCUAAAUAAGAAAUUCCAUCUGAACUAGAACAAUUUUUUCAGUCCCGUUCCCUGCCUCUGUGUUGAGCCCCAUUCCUCUUGCUUGGGAGCAAGAAACUGCUGCUCUCAGUUCAGGAAAAUGAAACUAUUGCUGCACAGUGGAAUUUUGCUUUUAUGAGGAAUGUAUUCAGUCUGCUGGUGCAGUUACUUAAGCAUUUGUACAGUAAAUAGCUGCAGUUGGUACAGCUCUCCAAAGAGGCUGCCCUGCACACAAUGAAGCAUGAUUUUUGCCUCGCUCCCAUGCAAUUGAGAUCGGACUUGGUCCCUUAAUAGGCUGAUUCAGACAUUAUUAUCAACACUACGGUGAUUUCCCCUGCAAAAAUGUAAAAAUAGAGAAGGACACACAAGAGUGGCCACUGAUGCUUUCAUCAGGUGCAUUAAGUACUUUGUUAAACAGCCCGGAACCACCACUGAGGUUUUUUUGGUGGUGUUUUGUGUUUUUUUCUAUUCUGUGAAAAACACAUUAAUACUGCCUUGCAAAAAUAUGCUGUUUGCACUAAAUCAUUUCAAUUAAUCUUUAGUAAAUUACCCACUACUUUGUAAUUAUAAUAUUUGCAGCUAAUUUAGUACCAUUCUAGAAAAUCAUUUGUUUUAUAAUAUAAGCAAUUAACAUUUAUUCAUUUUUUUUCUGUUGCAGAGAGAUAGAUAAAUUAUCCUCAGUGGCCUUUCUGUACACCUAAUUAGCACCUGUUGGAAUUAUUCUGCAGGCUGUGGACAUUUCAUUUGGAAAAUAAAUGUGUUGCUAGUUUCACGAACUACUUGCAAAUAUGCAGUUAUAAAAACUCAUGAAUAGAAAACCAUGUUUUCAUAUGUCUUCUCUGUGUAUGAGGUAGGCUAGUUUCUGAGGCUCUUACACAUAGAAUAGGUGCUGACAUUUAAAAUGCAUUUAAAAUGGAAAUAGUCAGAUGCCUCUUUCCCAUCAUUCAGUACACUAUCCCAGAUUUAUGUUGUGUUCUGUAAUGAAAAGGAAAGCAAGGAGACGCUGAGAAAAUAGCUCCCAGUGUCAAGUCCCAGACUUCUGUAUGUGGUUAUACAGAUAAAGAAUUGUAAAGCAUUAGAGACUAUCCAAAGCGUUGCUAUUCUGGAGUGUCAAAGAUACUGUGUUAAAGAAGUGGAGGAAAUUAAAGCAGAGUGCUUCAAUUUUCUAAGUAUCUUUCAAGAUAAAGAUUCAUUUUCUGUUUAAGUUCAUAGUAUAUUGAAUAAGAUCGUUUGAUCUUUUUAAAACUGAGAUCUGAGACAAACUUUCUAUCAAAAAUACCAGUGUGAAAUACUUGUCAUGUAUGAAAUUAGAAAAUUAGGAAACUGAAAAGCUGUGAGACUUCUCCAUGGGUAUGAAAUGUUGCAGUGGACCCUCAGCACCCAUAAAUCUGCACAGUGCAUUUCAUUUCAGCUUAGCUGUGUAAAUUCACCCUAACUUUGUAUCUAUCCCCAGAAUGAGAAUUCUUCCCUAUGUUCCUGAUUCUUAUUACAUUUUUCUUUCACAUGGGUAGAAAAUCAAGAGUAACUGCAGAGGUGAUGGAAUUUGCAUAACAGUUUUACUCUCUCUGGGCCACUGAUCAGAUUGUGCCAUCAUGCCUGAAAAGAAAGUCUGCUAACACACGAGAUGCCAUGAGUCCUCUGGUGUCUUUCAUUUCCAGGGGCACGGCUGGGGCCUUUUCAUGAGGAGCAGCAAAUGAUCUGGGGCUACAAGGAGAUGUUCAUACUGUAACUUUUAGGGAAGAAAGUCUUUCCUGGAGAUUUGUUGAUAUUUUGUUUUAUACAAAACACCCAUAAUUGGAAGGAAAUCGAAACAGGAUGCAUUGUUCCACAGUGACACACAUUCUCCUGUUUGGAGUUGUUCUUUGUGCAUGCAGUGUUAACAGUGUGUCUGACUGCUGUGAAAGAGAAUCCCCUUUGGCUUUUUUUGUUUGUUUGAGGAAAGUACGGUGCAUGGCUUAAAGUCAUGCACAGGCAAGAGGUUUUUACAAGUCCACAAAGCAGUAAAGAAAAUAGGAAGAUAUUUGGUGGCAAUGUCAUUAAAAACAAGAAAAUGAAUUUAAGUGGAAUGAGUUUCCACAUUAGGGAUGAACAAUGCAAUUAAAACCCAUUUCCAGAACAACAGUGUAGUUGAAUACAGGAGGAGGGUGAUAUAGCAGCAUUAAGAUACAAAAUCUUUAUUAUAUGGGGCAGUAUUGGAAUAAAAAUGAAAUCCGGUACAUAAAACCUCGCAUCACAACACUAUGUAUUGUAUGUACCAUACCUUAGUAUCAGAACUAAGAUAGCAUGAAUGCUUACAGUAUACUAGGUUAGAAAUUACUGUAAAAUACAUGCUUUACCAUUUAGAUACUUAAAUAAUUAGUUUGUGGUCUCGUAGUCUUGCUUAGUUCAUUUUAUUUUACAGGGAUUAAUGCACUGCUUACAUUUGUAUUUUACAUUAGUUGCAUCCUGGGUAUUUUAAAUAAAUUGGUUUUGUCCAGAGCUGUAUUCAAGCUAUAAUAAUUGUUUCUAUUUCCCAAGCACAUUUGAUUUUCAGUAUAACUGCUUAUAUUUGUUCAGCUACAUUUGUCAAUUUUCUUUAGUCUCCUUUCAGCACUGAAUAUGAUAAAGGCAAUUUUUAAAAGGAGUCUGAAAUCAAUAUCUUAAAACAAAAAAAAACAGAAGGUCCUGGCUACUUGGAAAACUUAAAUGGUGUGUUUUGUAAAGGGCUAUGAGCUGUGAAUUGAAAUAAAAAGGAAUGAUCCACAACAGGAAA